Molecule: messenger RNA, 1623 nt
Organism: Manihot esculenta (cassava)
Lineage: Eukaryota; Viridiplantae; Streptophyta; Magnoliopsida; Malpighiales; Euphorbiaceae
Product: lactosylceramide 4-alpha-galactosyltransferase
Exons: 1
Coding region: 161-1435 (424 amino acids)
Source: RefSeq, a predicted model, not a curated record
UGACGAAAACUCGGUUCAGAAAUAAGCUUGUUUUUCAAACUCAGACCAAAGCCAAUGUUUAGACUUUUCUUCCUAUGUUUUAUUUAUGACUUCUGUCUCAUCAUCAUGAAAAUUCUUUAGAACUUCAUUCUUUCUGUUCCCAAUUUUCAUCAAUAUCAGGAUGAGAACUGUUUCUCACAAGGUUUUAGAUUAUAGGCUACUUGGCCAUGCCAAAAUUAUUACCCUUUCUGUUAUUUCAAUUGCUGCUGUAUUCUUUAUUUUCUCUGCAGAUUCUUUCGCCUCUAAGGUUUAUCUGCAAUCUUCUGCCAUUGAAAUUGAUCAAGUUUCAGAGAUUCUUCAGACACAUACAACUGAAAGAAGAAUAAAGUCAACUAUCGUAAGCAUACCAUUGUCUUCUAAGCAUGAAGAGAUUAAAGAAGUUCGAAGUGCAAAUCAGAAUUCUCUAAUUCCUCCCUUCAAUAUAUCAGAAGCAGAAAGAAUUGAGUGGUUCCGGAAAAAGCUUCCAGAAUUUGAGGUUUUCAAGUCCAACAACGUUUCUCAGAAAUUUCACAGUCGAAUUCAGGAAUUCUUCGAGAAUAAAUGUGAGCUUCAGUUUUUCAUGACAUGGAUAUCACCGGCAGAAUCCUUUGGAAGAAGAGAUUUCUUGGCCAUGGAGAGCUUAUUCAAAGUCCACCCUCAUGGAUGCUUACUGAUUCUAUCAGGAGCUUUGGAUUCCAGGCAAGGUUCCAGGAUCUUGAAGCCACUCCUCGAUUGCGGGUUCAAAGUCACUGCAGUUGCACCUGACUUGGCCUCUCUGGUCAAGGACACCCCAGCUGAAUCUUGGUUUCAGGAGAUGAAGAGUGGGAACAAGGAUCCUGGUGAAAUUCCUUUAGCUCAGAAUCUUUCUAAUCUCAUUAGGCUCGCAGCUUUAUACAAGUACGGAGGAAUCUACCUGGACACAGAUUUCAUUGUCCUAAAAAGUUUCAUAGGAUUGAGAAACUCAAUUGGAGCACAAAGUAUUGACAUGGUGUCCAGAAACUGGACCAGACUGAACAAUGCAGUCCUGGUCUUCGACAGAAAUCAUCCACUUCUGUUCAAGUUCAUACAAGAAUUUGCUGCCACUUUUGAUGGAAACAAAUGGGGUCACAAUGGACCCUAUCUGGUCUCCAGGGUGGUUGAGAGAGUGGCUAGAAGACCUGGAUAUAACUUUACAGUGUUGCCUCCCAUGGCCUUCUACCCAGUUGAUUGGAAUAGGAUCGUCGGAUUUUUCAAAAAACCAGUGAACGAGGCAGAUUCCAGAUGGGUAAAAGCCAAGCUGCUUCAGCUUAGUGGUGAGACUUACGGUGUACAUUUAUGGAAUAAGCAAAGCAGUAGAAUCAGAAUCGAAGAAGGAAGUAUCAUGGCACGAUUAAUCUCCGAUCACUGUGUCAUUUGUACAAACAUUUACAGCUCUUGAAGAAAAUUCAAGCAGAUGAUAAUUGAUAUUCCAGUGAAACUCAGAGCAAGAGUUGGCAGAAGUUGAUAACUACUUAAAGAUGGGCAUGCUCUGUUCUGUUGCUUGCUUGAAAAUCACUCUUUUUUUUAUUUCUGAUAAAAUUUUGUCUUGUAUUUAUUGAUUAAUUCCAUUUUUCUUCCCCUUUUCAA